AUGGUGUCGCGCGUCGUGCCCCGGGCCCUCCUGCGGGCCGCCGCCGCCGCCGAUGAGUCGUCCGACACGGUGCCCAUCGUCGUCGGUUCCGUCGCCGGCGCAUUGAUCCUUCUCGCCCUCGCGACCACCGUGUAUCUCUGCAGCAAAAGGCGGUGUCACCGCGCCAAGUCGACAUUGGUGGACAGCACGUGUGACGAUGCCAGCCACUACGAGCUCUCGGCCGAUGUCGACGUGAGCGAGAAUCUCGAGUGGGGCCUUCUCCAGCGCCUCGACGCGGCCGACGUCCAAACGACGCGCCAGCUUGCGACCGGCGUCUACUACAACGUCUGGGAAGGCGCGUACGACGGCGCGACCGUGUUUGUCAAAGCGCUCGUGCCCAAGCGCCAGACGCUGACGCAUAUGCAGUGCUUCCUCGACACACUCAACGUCGCCAGCGCCUGCGUGCACCCGUGCAUUUUGGGCGUGCUCGGCGCAGCGUGGUCACAGCCGCUCGUGGCGCGCAGCAGGAGCACGCUUGUCGGCGUCUUGGAGCACAUGGACCUCGGCUCGAUGCGGACCGUGCUCAUGGCGUCCAACAUGUACAACUUGGCGUGGCACGACAAGCUGUCGUGCAUCCUCGACAUGGCGUCAGCACUCGCCUAUCUCCAUAGCCGGUGCGUCAUUCACGGCGCGUUCAAUACGAAAAACAUCAUUCUCGACUCGACCAAGCGCGCCAAGCUCGCCAACGUCGGGCUCUCGCGGGUCGAAAUUCUCUCGGGCAUCGCGCCCGGCGUCUGGUGGGUCGCGCCCGAGAUGCUCACGGCCGGCCAGUCGUCGCCCGCGAUCGACGUCUAUGCCUUUGGCCGCGUCCUCGUCGAAUUGGACACGCACCGCCGGCCGUCGCGCCACUUGACACUGACCAACGAGACGAUCCAGCACAUCGUCACCGAAGAGUCGACGUCGCCGCGCUUUACAAGCAUGUGCCCCGACUGGAUCCAAGAUUUAGCGCUGCUCUGCAUUGCGCGCAAGCCGGAGGCGCGCCCGUCGGCGGCCACGAUCCUCGCCGUCGUCCGCUCCCAGCUUGACAUGAUGUGAGUGCAGCUGGUAGUAUUAGCUGUUGUAAACCUUAUUGAACGUGUAAUGUGGUCGAAUGUG
Messenger RNA from Saprolegnia parasitica CBS 223.65, 1134 nucleotides. RefSeq names its product TKL protein kinase. NCBI's taxonomy places the organism in Eukaryota, Oomycota, Saprolegniomycetes, Saprolegniales, Saprolegniaceae. Gene Ontology annotation, molecular function: ATP binding; protein kinase activity. The record is from RefSeq and is a predicted model, not a curated record. The transcript has a single exon. Gene Ontology annotation, biological process: protein phosphorylation. The coding region runs from base 1 to 1074 and encodes 357 amino acids.